AAUCAUUCCCUUUCAAGCAGCCCUAUAGAAUUCAUUUUAUGCGAUGCAUAAGAUGUGCAGCAGCACCCAAAUAAUAUGUACAUACAUUUUUAGUCACACUAAUCACGUUCACACUCCCUUCCAUAUGCGCCGUGUGCACGGCUGUAUUUACGCUGCCUUGUUCAGCUCCUGCUGAUUCCUGUUACUCCACCCAGCAAACGCAUCGCAUGUCGUAGAGAAAUAAAAAAAACAUUAAUUGCUUUCACAUACGGUCAUCAAGUGCACAGCGUCACGUACUUAUUCGUGCUCAGUGCUCAGUUGAAUUUGGAAACUAAAAUAACACCGCAUUUAUCAUUUCCAAAUGGAAUGCAAGACCGAAAUGGACCUCAGCGGUAAGCUGAUAAUAAAAGUGCAAUUAGCGGAUGAUAUCCGUCGCAUACCAAUCCACAACGAAGCGAUUACCUACGACGAACUGGUGCUUAUGAUGCAGCGAGUGUUUCGAGGCAAAUUGUCUUCAACUGAUGAGAUAACCAUCAAAUACAAGGAUGAAGAUGGUGAUUUGAUAACAAUAUUUGAUAGUUCUGAUUUAUCAUUUGCAAUCCAAUGUAGCCGGAUAUUAAAACUGCAAAUUUUAAUGAAUGAUGACAAGGAUGAAGACAAAACAUCCACACAAGUUAACUCUGCAGAUGUUUUAGGAAUCAAAGUUCAGCUGCGAAGUAUAAGAGAUCAAGUUAAUAAGAUUCUUGAUUGUUUGGAUGGGGAUAGAUCUUCACUGCCAACUACAAAGGAGGCAGUAACUGAAACUAAUGUGCCAAAUGGAGAGGAGGUUAUACCAGCUGCAAGUUCUGUGAAUCCAAGGGAGUUUGAUCCACUUCAGCUUGACAAAACCACACAGGAACCUGUGAAAGAUACAACAGAGCAAGAAAGGACUGCAACCAGUCUAGGGUCUAAUGUUGUGCCUUCUACAGCACCUAGCAGUCACCCUCAAUUUGUGAGAACUACUCCUUCAGGCUAUCAGAAUACGACAACUUUUGCUAGCAAUCCAUACUCAGGCGGCCAGUAUACCUACCAAGCGCCAAAUUAUGUUGGGCAGCCUGAAAUGGGUCAAACGCCGGCGUUUAACUAUCCGAGCACGACAAUGCCGUAUGCUGCUGUCACGCAGUACGGACCGCCGCAGACGACCAUGUAUCCGCCGCAUUCACAGAGUAAUCCUUACUCGAAAAGUUACUCGCAGGCAUCACCGCAACAUGUGCAGUACAUGCCGCGUUGAUUAGAGCAUAAUAUCCCCUCUACACUAUAAUUAUCAAGCUUUAUUUCACUCGUAAUUUACAUUGAUUUGACUUAGUUGGAUGAUGCUUAGGACAUUUAUUGGAGAUGUCUGCCAGUGUGCCUGCAUAUGGAGUAUGGUUUUUAAAUUAUACACAACUUCAUACAAGUUGUUACACUUUGCAAAGGAUUCCAUGGUAGAAAAAGAAGCAUUUGUGGCUUAACUUUGAAACACUGUUUUUCAUAUUAUAUUUGUUAGUUAUAAGGAAUGUAUUUUUAUCAUUUAAAUUCAAUAAAGUUGUUUAAAUAUUAAA
Molecule: messenger RNA, 1559 nt
Organism: Dalotia coriaria
Lineage: Eukaryota; Metazoa; Arthropoda; Insecta; Coleoptera; Staphylinidae
Product: protein TFG-like
Exons: 2
Coding region: 341-1249 (302 amino acids)
Biological process (GO): COPII vesicle coat assembly; endoplasmic reticulum to Golgi vesicle-mediated transport
Cellular component (GO): endoplasmic reticulum exit site
Molecular function (GO): identical protein binding
Source: RefSeq, a predicted model, not a curated record